Molecule: messenger RNA, 378 nt
Organism: Chondrus crispus (carragheen)
Lineage: Eukaryota; Rhodophyta; Florideophyceae; Gigartinales; Gigartinaceae
Exons: 1
Coding region: 1-378 (125 amino acids)
Biological process (GO): Golgi organization; phospholipid translocation
Cellular component (GO): plasma membrane
Molecular function (GO): ATPase-coupled intramembrane lipid carrier activity; nucleotide binding
Source: RefSeq, a predicted model, not a curated record
AUGAGCGUGAUAACUCGAGAUCUGGAUGGCAAGCUAAGGAUCUACACAAAGGGCGCAGACGCCAUCAUUUUUGCGAGACUGUCUGAAGGGCAGUCACCCGAUGUCACUGAGCAGCAUCUUCAUGAGUUCGCAGUGGAAGGAUUGCGCACUCUUUGUCUUGCCUAUGCAGAUCUUGAUGACGAUGGGUUUCAAGAUUGGCAUCGAAGAUAUCGGCACGCGAAUUCCGAGUUAAUCGAUCGUGAAGAAAAAGUUGCUGCAGUUGUUGACGAAUUCGAACGUGAUCUUACCUUGCUGGGUGCGACUGCUAUCGAAGACAAACUCCAAGAUGGUGUUCCAGAGACUUUAAAGAAGCUGGAACAAGCCAGCAUCAAGGUAUAG